Messenger RNA from Phascolarctos cinereus (koala), 4126 nucleotides. It is a transcript of the gene ACAD10, whose product is annotated as acyl-CoA dehydrogenase family member 10. Lineage: Eukaryota; Metazoa; Chordata; Mammalia; Diprotodontia; Phascolarctidae. The record is from RefSeq and is a predicted model, not a curated record. Gene Ontology annotation, molecular function: oxidoreductase activity, acting on the CH-CH group of donors; flavin adenine dinucleotide binding.
GCCACACGAGCGGGCGGGCUGGCUGGCUGGCUGGCAGGCUACCGGGGCCCCAGCUGCCGCUGCUGAUACCGCCGGCCCCGCGCUCCCUCGGGCGCUCGCUUCACCUCAGAAGCCCGACACUUCCGCCUCCCGGCCGCCGUCCGCUUGUCACUGGCGUGACGAGGGGCACGUGACCGGGGCGGGGCGGGGCCAGGGGCGGAGGCGGGGCGGUCACAUGAGCAGAACGCUCCGAGAAGAAUAGGUCGAGUGUCGUCAUGGGCUUCCUAAGGCUUUUCCGAUGCACUCCCGUCCCGUGGGCCUGGAAAUCUGCCCGACUGCAGCCGUCCCAGAUUUGGGCCUGGCACCCGCUCCGAUGGAAACACUCUGGGGGAGGCUCCUACAAAGCUGUGAUAUUUGACAUGGGUGGGGUUCUCAUUCCUGCCCCAUCCAAGGUGGCUGCAGUGUGGGAGGCGCAGAAUCACAUCCCUUCCGGAACAAUCAUCAAGGCCUUUGUCACUGGAGGGGAUAAGGGGCCCUGGAUGAGAUUCAUGAGAGGAGAAAUGACAGUGGAGGAAUUUUUACAGGAGUUUGGGACACAGUGCUCUGAGAUGAUAAAGUCGCCGUCGCCGGUGCCGGUUGGCUCAUUUUUUUCUCUGCUGACCAGUAGACAAUUUUCGAAGCAGUUGUCAGUGAUGACAGAAGCGAUAAGUCAAAUCCGGGCAGAAGGCCUGAAGACUGCAGUUCUUAGUAAUAAUUUCUAUCUCCCCAAUGGGGAGAGCUUUUUGCCUCUGGACCGGAAACAGUUUGAUGUGGUUGUUGAAUCCUGUCUGGAAGGGGUCUGCAAGCCGGACCCCCAUAUUUAUAAGAUGUGCUUGCAGCGGCUGCAGGUGGAGCCUGCAGAAUCCAUCUUUCUUGACGACCUCGAACGUAAUUUAAAAGCAGCGGCCCAGCUUGGCAUUCACGUUAUAAAGGUUAAUGAUGCAGAAAAUGCCUUAAAAGAGCUAGAAACCUUUCUGGGUUUUCCCUUGUGGAAGAUCAUUCCGAAUACCUGCUUUGUGAGAAAGACAAUGGAAAUUCCAAGAGAUUCCCUAGAGAAAUACCUCAAAAACCUUCUAGGAAGCCAAGCAGCAGUUUCAGGUCCCUUGGAAGUCCUGCAGUUCAGUCAUGGGCAGUCCAAUCCAACUUACUCCAUCAGGAUGGACAAUCACCACUUGGUCCUGAGAAAGAAGCCACCAGGAAAACUCCUUCCCUCUGCCCAUGCCGUGGAGAGGGAAUUCAGGAUAAUAAAAGCCCUCAGUGACACUGGAGUUCCUGUUCCCAAAGUUCUUGACCUCUGUGAGGAUUCAAGCAUCAUUGGCACGCCAUUCUACUUGAUGGAGUACUGCCCUGGGCAGAUCUACAACGAAGCCUCGCUUCCAGGCAUGGAGCCCAGCCAGAGGAAGGCCAUCUACGCUGCCAUGAACCAAGUGCUGUGCCAGCUUCAUAGUGUGGACAUCAAGGCAGCGGGUCUGGAAGACUACGGGAAGCAUGGGGACUACAUUCAACGCCAGGUUCAAACCUGGACUAAGCAAUACCGAGCCACAGAAACCAGCACCAUCCCGGCCAUGGAGCGCCUCAUCAAAUGGCUCCCACAACACCUGCCGAAGGGGCAGAGGACAACCGUGGUGCACGGAGAUUUCAGGCUAGACAACCUGAUGUUUAAUCCAGAAAAGGCCGAGGUGCUAGCCAUCCUGGACUGGGAACUGUCCACUUUAGGAGAUCCUCUCUCAGACGUUGCCUACAGCUGCCUGGCUCACUACUUGCCAUCUGACUUCCCUAUCAUAAAAGGUGUGAGUGACCUGGAUGCUACUCAGCUAGAUCCUACUGCCGAGGAGUAUCUCGAAAUGUAUUGCCGUCAGAUGGAGAUCCCUACAGCUGAGAACUGGAACUUCUACAUGGCCUUCUCCUUCUUCCGAGUGGCUGCCAUCUUGCAAGGGGUCUACAAACGUUUUCUCAAAGGUCAGUCGAGCUCAGCAGCUGCAGAACAGAGUGGGAAACUGGCUGAAUUCACGUCUAGCCUGGCGUGGGACUUUGCCAUCAAGGAAGGGUUUCGGAUCUUCAAAGGGAUGCCAAAUACAAGAGCGUCGACAAGGUCCUACUGUCAGUGGGCCCGUGGGAGGCUGCCGCUCAUCCCAAGCAGGACAAGAAGUUGGGCCACAUUUUCCAAGGCAUCUCAGGCUGCUGCCUCCAAAGGGGUCCUGAUUAUCUCUCCAGAAGCCCUCUCAGAACCAGUCAGGGAUCUCCACCAGAGGCUGGAGAGAUUCAUAGAAACCCAUGUAUAUCCCAUUGAGCAGGAACUGAGAAAUCACCAGAUGUCUGAGGCCAGAUGGACACCACCUCUGCAAAUUGAAGAGCUCAAGGAAAAAGCCAAGUCUGAAGGGCUGUGGAAUCUCUUCUUGCCCAUCGAGACCGACCCUGAGAAGAAGUAUGGUGCAGGCCUGACCAACCUGGAAUAUGCCCAUUUGUGUGAGCUCAUGGGCAAGUCCCUAUAUGCCCCAGAGAUUUUUAACUGCUCUGCCCCUGACACGGGAAACAUGGAGCUGCUGGUGAGAUAUGGAACCGAUGAGCAGAAGACCCGAUGGCUCCUUCCUUUGCUGGAGGGGAAGAUCCGCUCAUGCUUUGCUAUGACUGAGCCCCAGGUUGCUUCAUCGGAUGCCACCAAUAUCGAAUCUUCGAUUAGAGAGGAGAACGGGGUCUACAUCAUAAAUGGUCACAAGUGGUGGACAUCAGGAAUCCUGGAUCCCCGCUGCCAGCUCUGUGUGUUUAUGGGAAAAACAGACCCCCACGCCCCACGCCACCAGCAGCAGUCGGUACUCUUGGUUCCCAUGGAUACGCCGGGGAUAAAAGUCCUCAGGCCGCUGAGCGUGUACGGGCUGGAAGACCCUCCAGGCGGUCAUGGAGAGGUCCUAUUUGAAAAUGUGCGGGUGCCCAAGGACCAUAUGGUCCUGGGCCCUGGCCGAGGCUUUGAAAUUGCCCAGGGCAGGCUCGGCCCUGGGAGGAUCCAUCACUGCAUGCGGCUGAUCGGGUACUCGGAGAGAACGCUGGCUCUCAUGAAGGAGCGGGUGAAAUCCCGAGUAGCGUUUGGGAAGCCUCUGGUGGAGCAGGGCACCAUUUUGGCCAACAUUGCCAAAUCCCGAGCUGACAUUGAUCAGGCAAGACUGCUCGUGUUGAAGGCGGCCCACCUCAUGGACGUAGCAGGAAACAAGGCAGCUGCUUUAGACAUUGCCAUGAUCAAAAUGGUAGCCCCCACCAUGGCCCUGCGAGUGAUUGACCGCGCUAUUCAGGCCUUUGGAGCUGCAGGACUAAACAGUGACACUCCCCUGGCCCAGUUUUUUUCCUGGGCCAGAGCUCUCCGUCUUGCAGACGGACCUGACGAGGUUCACAGGACCACGGUGGCGAAGAUGGAGUUAAAGCGCUAGGUCUCUGCCACCAGCAGCAGCAGCAGCAGCAGCAGCGCCAUAGUGGGAGGAAUUGGGAAGCUUGAGGAUUAGCAGUGAUGUAAUUUAAAAUCGCCUCUGUGAUUUAGGGUGGUAGCUCUUUCAAUUGUGUUAAAUCUGGGAACAAUCACCUUGAUCUUUUACUGCCAAUAGGAGAAUUCCCUGUGAGAAACACAGGGUCUGAUGAUGCAUGAAAGGCCAGGGCUGAGAGCCUGGGCCCUCCCUCGCUCCCUGCAGAGGCCACAAAGCCGGCCUGAGGCCUCUGCAGGCCUGCCUGGGAAUCCAGCUGGUGUGGUGCUUCGCAACCCUGAGAGUGGAACCAAGGACAGGCCCAUAAGGCCGGCUAGGAGGGUGGCAGUGGAGGAGCUGGCCAGCCCUGGACCUUCCUUUGCCCAGUGGUGCCCUCUUCUGCCAUCAAGGAACACCUGAUCCUGUGGAGAAGAUGGCUGAAUGUGCAGGGGCACUGGAGUUCUCCUGCAGUGAAACCAACACCUGGCCCCUGAGACCACCACUCAACCAUUUCAGGGGCUCCUGUGGGGAGGCCAGAUUGUGUGGCCCUGGAUACAGAAUGGAAAAAGGACUUAAAAAAAAUAAGGAAAUAAAUCACACCGCCUUGAGGCGCAUCUUUGAAACAUGAACAACAUUCAGAAUAAAGCAUUUUAAUUUCAUCA